AUUCCCAACACAAAGCUCUGGCUAAGGCUCAUCAGCUCACGAUAUUUCACCCACCGUUUCCUUACAGUCCAUUCCCCUCGUCUUUACAUGUGUUUAUGGGACGCAAACGACUACCUUAACUGUGAAAUACUCUCAUCCGCUCUUCUAGACGCUACUACUACUACUACUACUACUCCAUCUCCCUUUUUAGUUGACCACUAUCUGACCACCCCACGGAUGGGAAGGCACAUCUUGCAAAAUCUUGGUGGCUUCAUGUGCUACAUCUAUUGGAAUAAGCCUCGGAUGUAUAACCCUGCCACCAGACAACUUGUCACCUUACCCUUCAAAAAGUCCGACCACAUGAUCGUACCACCAGGAGGAAAAAAAAUCGUCCGCUACUAUUUCGGAUACGACGCGCUUAACCACAAGUACAAAGUGGUCUCCUCGAUUAGCGUACACCUAAAACAGAAUAUGGAAGUGAUCAGUUCAGAGAAUUGGGUAUUUGUACUAGAAGGUGGAGUAUGUUCCUGGAAAAAGGCUGCUUUAACCUCACCGGACUUUUGUCCUCACGUGCCUUGCAAAAUGGAAGGACUGUGUAUCGAUGGGGUUAUAUACUACAUGGCUUUGCUUGGUCCGUUUGAAUAUGUGUUUGUGAGUUUCGACGUUAAAUCUGAAGAGUUCAACAUGAUCCAAGUACCUCGCAGGGACGGCGACGAGCUGCUUGAAAGGUUUCAGAAUGUGGGUCUUUUGGAGUAUGGUGGAAAACCAACUCUUUUUGACCAAACAAAUCUUAAAGACAAGGGUGUCGUGGCUUUAUGGUCUGUGGAAGAUGCCGGGAGCAAGAAAUGGUCGUGCAAGAGUCUGGUUGUGCAGCCUUCUCAACUGCAUCUGGUCAAUACCAUUACAUUCAAUGUGAAAGGUAUAACUCAAAACGGCAAGGUUCUCCUGAUACCAAAGAAUAUUCUUUUUCCUUUUCACAUUCUCUCUUAUGAUAUUCAAAACAAUGAUAUGAGAAAGAUUGAGAUCAGAGGUAUACCUGACCGCUGGUUUAAUAUGGACGAAGAAGCUGAGGUAUGUGUCGACGUGAUGUUUAUGGACCAGAGUGAGAGCGUCAUUAGUAGCGAUUUUGUAUCUUCUCUCGACUGGACAGAGAGAGAUAAUCACGACACUUACAUUCACAGAUCUCUACCACUUUCUGUGUCAUUACCGAUAUUGUGAGGGUUGUAUCAACUGAAAGGAACCAAUACAAUUAGCGCGACUCUAUAACUACGAAUUAUAUAGAAAUAUCAUAAGGAAAUCAAAUCUUUAUUCUAAAGGAGGAAAACCUAUUUCUUGUAGUCACAUAAAUUUAUAUGUAUGAUUUAUUAUAAAUAAUAUUAUUUUAACAUUUAUAUGUAUUAUUUAUUAGAAAUAAUAUUAAGUUCUUUUAGUUAGAAAUGUGUUUUAGAUAUAUAUGUAAUGUCUAAUCUAUUUAUUUGGGUAUAUUAAAAAUUUUGUUAUUAUUAUUUAGAUUGCUUUUUUCUAAGAUCUAUAAUACAUUUUAGUAAUUUUAAGCAUAAUUUAAUAUAUUUUGUUGAGAAUCAAAUUGAAAAAAAAAACUAAAGAGUUGAUCAAUUCAAAGAUACAUAAUUGAAUAUAAUGAUAAUCUUUUGCAUAUAUAAAUUUUGCAACAUAAAUAAAUUGUAACAAUUGGUUGAUAUUUAUUUUCAUUUAUUAGUAUAUUCUGGUUCAUUUUGUAAUUUAUACGUAUAAAAUAAAUAAAAUAGUACUAUAAAUAAUAAUAUGCUGCUAUUUUAUUCAAUCUAUACUUUUGGGUGUAAUAAUUUGGAUUGGUCCAUUUAUUUAGUUUGUGUGUAUAUAUUGAAUUAGAUAUAUUCCUUUAAAUAAAGUACUACUACUUUUAUUUUAAUUAAACCAAAUAAGAUUAGUUUUAUUCAUUUUUGGUUAUUCAUCUAAGAUAUGUAAAAUACUUUCAUAAGUAUUUGUAUAUUUUUUUAUUUGACAAAAAAAUCAGAAAAAACUAAAGUGAAAAUCAGUAUAAAAUUGCAUAAACAAACAAAACCAAUAUAAAUUUAAAAAUUCAUAAACAUCUAUCUAUAUUUAUAAAAUAAUUUAAAUAUUAUAAAGUCUAAGUGAUUUAUACUUUCGAUG
Brassica napus (rape) is the source of this 2130-nucleotide messenger RNA. RefSeq names its product F-box/LRR-repeat protein At2g40920-like. NCBI's taxonomy places the organism in Eukaryota, Viridiplantae, Streptophyta, Magnoliopsida, Brassicales, Brassicaceae. The annotation marks the transcript as partial. The record is from RefSeq and is a predicted model, not a curated record. The transcript has a single exon.